GAUGUGCGAUGAUUUUUAUAAAAAUAAAUUAUUAAAUAACAAUACCACUAAUACAAAUACAUUUUUUUCAAAGGAGAUAAAAGAUAUAUUGAAAGAAAUGUAUGUUGAUGAAAUGUUUAUAUCUUUGUGUCAACAUAUGGUUGAAAAAUGUGAUGAAAGUAAAAUAUAUCAUGCAUUGAAAAAAUCAAAUCUUUCAACCACUGCAGAAAUAAUAAUUAAAAAAGAUGUGAAUAACAGUUAUCAAGAAAAUAAUGAACCGAGUAUUUCUGUCAAGAAGACAAAAGAUUCCAACUCUCCACAAAAAACAAAGAAUGUUAAAAGUAACUUGAAAAUCAGAAUUAUCUUUAGAAAUUUAAUAAAUUCAGAUAAAAUGUUGAAUGAAAUGUUUGAAUCAAAAGAAUUCAGAAAUUUAAGAUUUUUUAGUGAAGAAGAAAUUGCCAGUUCAAUUGGGGUAUUUAUUUUUGAACAAACAUUUGGUCCUCCUAUUAUAACUGGAUUAUCAGCUUAUAAAGUAAAUUAUGAUCAAUUAAAUGAUGAAGUGAAAAAUAAAGAAUUGGGAUCUGUGAACUUAAGCAUUAUUUGUCCACAAAUAAUGAAAUUAACUACAAUUACUCUAGCAUUAGUAAAAAUGUUAAGAAGCAAUAAACUAAUUGAUCUUAUCUUAAAUGUUAUUCGAAAAAAUUUAUUAAAUAAGAAAAUGAAUUAUAAUCAUAUUACUACAAUUGAUCAUCAAAUAAUAACGCAAACAGUAUAUUUUGUUGAUAUUUGCGUUAGGUUAGGACUAUUAAAAACACUUCAAACAUUUAUUUUUGAUUCAAUGAUUUUGUUAUCCAAUAAAUAUUGUUGUAUCUUAUUUACAUCUUUAUUGUUAUGGAAGAAUUGCUUACCAAGAUCUGUAAAUAACAAAAUAGAUCCAGUUAUUAUUACAGUCAUGUCUUAUUUAAUAGCGAAAAAAAAGGUUUUAUCAGAACAAACUGUUGGUCGAGAUAUUUUUCAGAGAGAAUUGAUCAACUUACUAUCAUUUCAUUUUAAUUACUCAUUCAAUAUAGAUAUGCCACAUAAUUUUGUUCAACAUAUACAUAAACCUGAUUUUUUCAUAUCUAUAGUUAUGUUUUUAAAAUGCUGCAACCCCAAAGACUCGGUAGAGUUUAUGAUAAAUUGUUUAUUUCCCAUAGUUGAGGAUUAUCUUAAUUCACAACAAAACGAAACUAAUGCCAUAAAAUUAAUGGAAACAUUACAUUUAGCUAUCCAACCAUUUAAGAUAACUUGUAAUAGUACUGUAGCUACAUACCUAAAAAAAUGUAAAGGUACAACAUAUGGUACUAAGAAGGACGAAAAAGAACAUAUUUACAACACCACUUAUAACAGUUACAAGACAAUACAAUAUAAAUUUGUUGAAUAUCUUAAUGAUACUCGACCUCGUUCUCAGUUAUUUGAAGAGUCUCUUGUAUCAAUAAUUAUAGUACUAGGAUCCGUAGAUUAUGUUACCAGUUGUGUUUCUUUGAUGAAAUGGAAUCCAAAAUUUCCGCUGUCUACAAUUCUUUGCAAAAAAAUGAAUAUGUUUAAAUCAAUUAUUGGUCACAAUUUAUGGGAUAAAUUGUGUAUUAUAGACAAUACUGAUAUAAUUAAGUGUUUGGUAAACAGUUGCAUACUAAAAAAAGAUGUGUAUAAUACUAUAUUACGAAUUUACUCUAUUUAAUUAUAAGUUAACAUAAUUGAAAAUAAAUAUUUAUUAUUUAUUUUAGAAUAUUUUAGAAUAGCAAAUUGACUGAUAAUAUCUGUGAUAUAAAUAAUUUUAAAAUUUUUAAUGGUGUG
Sipha flava (yellow sugarcane aphid) is the source of this 1815-nucleotide messenger RNA. RefSeq lists its product as uncharacterized. The transcript has 9 exons. The record is from RefSeq and is a predicted model, not a curated record. NCBI's taxonomy places the organism in Eukaryota, Metazoa, Arthropoda, Insecta, Hemiptera, Aphididae. Bases 2 to 1699 code for a protein of 565 amino acids.